Hypanus sabinus (Atlantic stingray) is the source of this 5811-nucleotide messenger RNA. RefSeq lists its product as uncharacterized. Gene Ontology annotation, molecular function: catalytic activity. The record is from RefSeq and is a predicted model, not a curated record. The coding region runs from base 2425 to 3582 and encodes 385 amino acids. The transcript is spliced from 2 exons. NCBI's taxonomy places the organism in Eukaryota, Metazoa, Chordata, Chondrichthyes, Myliobatiformes, Dasyatidae.
AAAUAGAGUAAAAAGUAGCAUCAGUGAUGUUGCUGAUUAAAUUACCAAACUAUCAUGGCAAGAAGGAAAUCUAUCAUCCUUAAACUGUCACGUCAGUGGCUAUUGUGAAACAAUAAUGAACUCUUAACGACUCUUGGAAAUGGCCAAGGAGUAAUUUAAUGGAGAAUAAAUUUCAACCUGGCCAGCUACUAUCACAUUCCAUGAACAAAAAUUGAGUAACUUCCGAGCAUUACUGAGAAUUAUGUUAGAUGGUUGAAGACAUUACAACUUAUAUUUAAACAUAUGCUGGAAAUGACCAAAACUUAUCUAAUUCAAUGAGAUAAAUUUGCCUAUUAUAAAGCUUCAUUCUGUUCUGCAGAAAUGAUAUUCACCUGGUACAUCUAGGUCUAUUGUAAACAUAAUUUUGAUAAUUUUUGAUCAUAAUUAUCUCCUGCCCACUUCCAAUAUAGCAAUCAUCCUACUGAAACUUCUUGAAGUGAAAAUUUAGAGUUACUGGGAUCAGCUGUGAGACUAUAGAUGAAAAGCAUGAGAUUACUUGUGUUUUUUUUAGUUAUAUGUACUGUGUUGAACACCUUGAUCUGGAGGUGCUCAUGUGUACUACUGAAUGACAAUAAACUUGAACUUAAUUUGCAAUUUAUAGUUACAACUGAUCAAAUCAAAAUAUAAAUUCUGCUCAACUCCUGUCACCAACAUGCCUGAAAAGCAAAUCAGACUGUCACAACUAAAAUUUAAGGAAGUUUAUUUGAUUUCUUAAUGACUUAUGAAGCACCUUUCAAAGAUUUAAGCUUGGUAAACAAAGUAAAACUUUUGCCCAUUAUUAUAACAUCAAUUUCUAUAAAGAAUGGUUCUGAUGUACUGAUUUAUAGAAUUCUGAAUAGUUAAAAAGUCAUAAUACACAAAGCUUUAGUAAAACUAUACAAAAAACUGAAAGAUGCAACUGCCUGAAACUACAAUGAUUUAGAUAGACAAAGAGAAAAUCUGCAGCUGCUGAAAAUCCGAGCAGCACUCAAAAUGCUGGAGGAACUCAGCAGGCCAGACAACAUCAAUGGAAAAGAGUACAGUCGACGUCUCCGGCCAAGACCUUUUCGUAAGAAUUCAGCUGGAUGAUUGGAAAGAAAUCUUUCUAGAACGAUUAUUAUUUUUCUUUCUAAACUACUAGCCUAAAUCAUGCAGCACACGGAGACCUUCUGUUUCCAAUCUAAUCAUAUCUUCUAGGUAUUUGAUGUCCUUUCAGUAUCACUGAAGUGGAAUAUGGUAUUUCGCCAUUUCAAGGUUAACCUCUGAGCAUUUAAAAAAAACAUGUGCUCCUCCAGAGCAAAACCCUCCACCCUUCUACCCAAAAACAAAUUGUAGAAUUUAUUUAAUUUCAUUUCUGUUUGUUAACCCAUUAUAGCUACACAAAGUAGAUCUGCUCAGGCCAGCAAAGACUUCCAUUACUACAAUGAAGCUGAGAGGGCAAAAGAAAAACCCACAAAAUAUUACCUGCUUGAAAACUGAAAUAAACACAGAUCAUGCUGCGAAUGCUCAGGUCAGACAGGAUCUGGAGGCAAGAAGCAUACUUGAAGUUUCAGGUCAUCAGGACUGAUUUCAAAAAUCCACUCUAAUGAAAGAUCACUGUCCUGCAGCUUUAAAAGUCUGUCUCUGUCUCUGUGGAUAUUGCCCGGCCUUCUGGGGAUUUCCACUGGUUUUGUUUUUGAUUUCAGAAAGCAAAAAAGUUCUGCCAAUAAUUGUGGAAUAUGAAAAGGAGUUUACUCAAAGACAUUGCUGGGGACAGGAAUCAGGACAAAAUGAGUCAACAAUUUGAAGAGCUGCAACUACAAUCACCAUCAUAAAAAAAACACCCCAGGGGAGUUGUAGCCUUGCAGAAGCAUAACAUUAAUCUUACUGUAAAAGUUCUGGAACUGAACAGGAAACAAAUGAUCCAAACAAAUGCCAUUACUUUGUUCUUAUGGUCCAGGUCAUGACAAAUUUAGCUGCACUGAGAUUUACUUGCAAUGAUUUAACAUCAGAAUGAAAACUUUGGAUUCUCAGGAGUUUCUGAUCGCGUCCAAGAUAUCCUGAAGUGGGAGGGUGAGGAGCCAGAGGUCGUGAUACAUGUAGGUACCAAUGACAUAGGUAGGAAAGGGGAAGAGGUCCUGAAACGAGAGUAUAGGGAGUUAAGGAGAAGGACCGCAAAGGUAGUAAUCUCGGGAUUACUGCCUGUGCCACGUGACAGUGAGAGUAGGAAUGGAAUUAGGUGGAGGAUGAAUGCGUGGCUGAGGGAUUGGAGCAGGGGGCAGGGGUUCAAGUUUCUGGAUCAUUGGGACCUCUUCUGGGGCAGACGUGACCUGUUCAAGAAGGACGGGUUACACUUGAAUCCUGGGGGGACCAAUAUCCUAGCGGGGAGGUUUGCUAGGGCUACAGGGCAUACUUUAAACUAGUAAGAUGGGGGGGGGCAGGAAUCAAUUUGAAGAAACUAAGGGAGAGGAGGUUAGUUCACCAGUAGAGCAAGUAAGUAGACAGUGUGUGAGGGAGGAAAGGCAGGUGAUGGAGAAGGGAUGCGCUCAGCCCGAAGAUGUAGGGGAGAAGAAAGAAAAGGAUAAUAAAUUUGAAUGCAUUGUUAGGGAUGAAAAGAGAGGAGGAGGUGGAGAGUAUCUUAAAUGUAUCUAUUUUAAUGAUAGGAGCAUUGUAAGAAAGGUGGAUGAGCUUAAAGCGUGGAUUGAUACCUGGAAUUAUGAUGUUGUAGCUAUUAGUGAAACAUGGUUGCAAGAAGGGUGUGAUUGGCAACUAAAUAUUCCUGGAUUUAGUUGCUUCAGGUGUGAUAGAGUAGGAGGGGCCAGAGGAGGAGGUGUUGCAUUGCUUGUCCGAGAAAAUCUUAUGGCGGUGCUUUGGAAGGAUAGAUUAGAGAGCUCCUCUAGGGAGGCUAUUUGGGUGGAAUUGAGGAAUGAGAAAGGUGUAGUAACACUGAUAGGAGUGUAUUAUAGGCCACCUAAUGGGGAGCGUGAGUUGGAAGAGCAAAUGUGUAAGGAGAUAGCAGAUAUUUGUAGUAAACACAAGGUGGUGAUUGUGGGAGAUUUUAAUUUUCCACACGUAGAUUGGGAAGCUCAUUCUGUAAAAGGGCUGGAUGGUUUAGAGUUUGUGAAAUGUGUGCAGGAUAGUUUUUUGCAACAAUACAUAGAAGUACCGACUAGAGAUGGGGCAGUGUUGGAUCUCCUGUUAGGGAAUGCGAUAGGUCAGCUGACAGAUGUAUGUGUUGGGGAGCACUUCGGGUCCAGUGAUCACAAUAGCAUUAGCUUCAAUAUAAUUAUGGAGAAGGACAGGACUGGACCUAGAGUUGAGAUUUUUGAUUGGAGAAAGGCUAACUUUGAGGAGAUGCGAAGGGAUUUAGAGAGAGUGGAUUGGGUCAAGUUGUUUUAUGGGAAGGAUGUAAUAGAGAAAUGGAGGUCAUUUAAGGGUGCAAUUAUGAGGAUACAGAAUCUUUAUGUUCCUGUUAAGUUGAAAGGAAAGGUUAAAGGUUCGAAAGCACCAUGGUUUUCAGGGAUAUUAGAAACUUGGUUCAGAAAAAGAGGGAUGUCUACAAUAGAUAUAGGCAGCAUGGAGUAAAGGAAUUGCUCGAGGAAUAUAAAGAAUGUAAAAGGAAUCUUAAGAAAGAGAUUAGAAAAGCUAAAAGAAGAUACAAGGUUGGUUUGGCAAAUAAGGUGAAAGUAAAUCCGAAAGGUUUCUAGUUAUAUUAAAAGCAAGAGGAUAGUGAGGGAUAAAAUUGGUCCCUUAGAGAAUCGGUGGUCAGCUAUGCGUGGAGCCGAGGGAGAUGGGAGAGAUUUUGAACGAUUUCUUCUCUUCGGUAUUCACUAAGGAGAAGGAUACUGAAUUGUAUAUCAAUAUAUUAGAGAGAGCACAGAGACGAUUUACUAGGAUGUUACCUGGGUUUCAGCACUUAAGUUACCGAGAAAGGUUGAACAAGUUAGGUCUCUAUUCAUUGGAGCGUAGAAGGUUGAGGGGGGAUUUGAUCGAGGUAUUUAAAAUUUUGAGAGGGAUAGAUAGAGUUGACAUGAAUAGGCUGUUUCCAUUGAGAGUAGGGGAGAUUCAAAUGAUUUGAGAGUUAGGGGGCAAAAGUUUAAGGGAAACAUGAGGGGGUAUUUCUUUACUCAGAGAGUGAUAGCUGUGUGGAAUGAACUUCCUGUAGAAGUAGUAGAGGCCAGUUCAGUUGUGUCAUUUAAGGUAAAAUUGGAUAGGUAUAUGGACAGGAAAGGAGUGGAGGGUUAUGGACUGAGUGCGGGGAGGUGAGACUAGGUGAGAUUAAGAGAUCGGCAUGGACAAGGAGGGCCGAAAUGAGCUGUUUCCGUGCUGUGAUUGUUAUAUGGUUAUAAGGGAGAAGGUCAAAUCACUGGGUAAUUUAUUUCUAUGAUAUAGUCAGAAGAAAGUUACAUAUGUAGGAAGGAGAAAAUAUAACUGCCAACCAUUAGGAUAGAGAAAACAAAUGACUUAGUGUAGAACUUAUUUCUUCACUAAAUUAUUAGUCUCUGGGGGAAUGUCAGAUAAAAUCACAACCAAGGAAUUAUGCAGUGGGCAAUGGGAAGUUGGGAAGAGGUGCUGAUUAUGGGAAGGUAAAUGUAAAUUUUGUACUGAGGGAAAUUUAAAGUACUCUUUACCAUCGUGAUCAAGAUCCCCUUAAUGGUAUAUUAUUUCCACCCGCUGGACAAAAGGUCAUGUUAAAAUAGUUAGCGUGGAAAGAUCUGGAAAAGAAUCCAGUUAAGCACUCCAUGUAAGAACCAAUAACACUGAAAAGACAAAGACCAUAAGACAUAGGAGCAGCAUUAGGCCAUUCAGCCCAUCAAGUCUAUUCUGCCAUCAUGGCUGGUUUAUUAUCCCUCUCAACCCUAUUCUCCUGCUUUCUCUCCAUAAUCUUUAAUGCCCUUACUAAUUGAGAACCCAUUGACGAUGGCUGAUUCUUCACUUCAGAAGAUCAGGAGGGAACUCCACUGCUGUAGGACUACGUUUCCUGCCUGCACAGCAUAGUGAGGAUCGGUGCGCGUGGUUCCAUUCCUAAGGCUGGGGGAUGUUCCACAAUGGCCGGUGAGCUGUGACAACUGCAGCAACCCCCAAGACUGAAGGUUGAGCAACCAAGUUUUGCUUCUCCUAAGCAGACUUUCUGGCAAGGCUAACAAGUCUCAUCUACUUGGGUUUGGAAUCCAAGUUGUCCUUCUCCUAGGCUGGCUACCAACCGAGGCUGAUGAGCCCAGCCUGCCCGCCCGGCUAUACCACUGACCUCACGGUUGCACCAUGACAUAACAGGGACGCCACGUGAAGGUGUUGCUAUGGGCACAGUAGUGCAACAGAGACCAUAUGCGAGUGACCUCCUGCAUGGCAAACCAAACAGUGGUCCUGUAGCAAUCACUACACCCGGAAAGGAGAGGCUAUGGGAGAAGCUUCACCAUCCUUAAGUGAGCAGGACACCCAGUCCAGGACUCACCCGUCCCCAAGAACCUAUUAACUUCCACUUUAAAUAUACUUAAUGACUUGAUGUCCAUCUGUGACAAUGUAUUCCACAUUGUUGUACCACCCCUUUUGUUUCUAAAUUCAGUCUUUACGAGUCCACUUAAAAGUAUAAACAUAGCAGAAAAUGAAAAAUAAAGGUGCUUCCAUAAGGAACAGGAUACAAAGCCUGGAUUUUCCUAGCAGUUUCCAGCAGUUUCGCCCACACAGAAGUCCACACGUUACUGGUUCACUCCAUUGGCCAUUUCCUAGUGGGCCCUGCUGCUGGACUCCCCAAGGAGUUCAACAGUGGAGCACAAACUUGCUGAGAGUUCCCAGCACCAAGUUAGUACUGACACA